AUGACGCUGAGGUAUCGCGUGUGCAUCGGGUCGCAACGACCGCAGGUGAUGCAGGUGGCGCAGGAUGCGACGUUUGGCGAACUGAGGGAGGAAAUCGCACGCAUGGCGGCAGCCGACGCGAGCGACACACACAUCUCGUUUGGGUUCCCGCCGCAGGAGAUCACAGACAUCGCAGAUGACACAAGGUUGGCGGACACAGACCUUGCACGAGGCGGCAACCUCAAGCACCAACAGCAGUCCCAGCAGCAGUCCCAGCAGCAGCCUGGACAGGGCCCGUUGCUAUGGCGGCCACACCCGCUGCGCGUGUCUGUGCCGGCAGACAACUCGUGCCUGUUCCGCACGCUGGUGUUUCUGCUGGACUGCCCACCGGGUGGCAUGGCGGCCAUCGCCGACGACAACAUCAUGACGAUGCGCCUCAUGGUGGCGUCGCUGGUGCAGUCUGACCCGGACCGCUUCACGUCGGCCGUGCUCGGCAAGCCCGUCGACGAAUACCUCGCCUGGAUCACAGACUCAUCGCACUGGGGCGGGUACAUUGAGCUGACGGCCAUUGCGCGCGCGUUUGCGACGACCAUCUUGGCCAUUGAUAUCCAGACGCUGCGGGUGGACGAGUACUCGGGCGGGGAGGACGCGCAGUGCUGCUACGUGCUGUACGACGGUAUCCACUACGACCCGCUCGUCAUCGCCAACACCGAUGAUGGCAAUGAGGAGAUGAUGACAAAGCUGUUUGCGCGCACGGACACGGAGACAUAUGAGGCGAUGGUUGCGUUUGCGCGGGAACUCCACGACCUGCGACAGUUCACGAAUGUGCAGGACUUUGCGCUCAUGUGUCUGGACUGCCAGAAGGGGCUGCGCGGGCAGGAGGAGGCACGGGAACACUCCCAGCUGACGGGGCACAUCAACUUUUGCGAAGUGGAGAGCUGA
Salpingoeca rosetta is the source of this 921-nucleotide messenger RNA. RefSeq names its product ubiquitin thioesterase OTU1. Lineage: Eukaryota; Choanoflagellata; Craspedida; Salpingoecidae. The transcript has 2 exons. Gene Ontology annotation, biological process: endoplasmic reticulum unfolded protein response; protein deubiquitination. Gene Ontology annotation, cellular component: cytosol; nucleus. The coding region runs from base 1 to 921 and encodes 306 amino acids. Gene Ontology annotation, molecular function: cysteine-type deubiquitinase activity. The record is from RefSeq and is a predicted model, not a curated record.